CUGAUGUCGGGACUCUUAGUGAUGUUUCCGCCGACGCCAACAAUGAAACUAUUGAUCCCGCUACUCUCGCUAUACAAGAGGUAACGCGCAAAAUGGCUUCCAAUCUAAGGACUGUGGUUGAAAAUGACGUCUUCAUACGAAGAAAAGGAGACAAGUAUUUGACAUCAAUUGUUUCGAACGCUUUCAACAAUAUAGCUGCAAAGAGCCAGUAUAUUGGAGAUGACAUGAAGAAUGACCUGAUCUUUCUUACGGAUGUUCUUGGCCUAGAAACUUUGACCUUUCCAGGAGAAUCUACUGUAGAUUUGUCAGCUCAGAUUGAAAUAUCCACUGGUGAGAUAUAUUACAUGAUGCAGUCAGUAGUCAAUGCCGCGGUACCAGACAAUUUACAACAACUACGACCGGUUAAGGAUAUAUUCGCCGGGAGAGAACAGAUAUCUCAGAUGUUGUCUAUAAUUGGAGGUGGGAUAAACCUAACAGAUACAAGCCUAAGUGACGACGAGAGGGCCUGGUUGUAUUUCCGCCUGCAGAAAAAGUUGGCGUUUCAAACAGAAGCCAGAAAAGAAAAUGGCAGAAACGCAGCCGCAAUGGCUAUUCACCUUGCUCAAAAGAACCAGGACGAGCUUCGAGUCUGCAAAACAUGCAACAAUAUAAAUAGUACAAAAACGGAGCAGCUUGUGACAAAAAACAACGCAGCAAACAUAACGAACAGUACGAUCAAAACCAACACAUCAGCCUUCCAACUGACUGGGUUAUUUGAUGCCAUUUCAAACAGCAGUGGUAGCAGAAAGAACAGAUCUCUGGAAGACAUUGCGGGAGAAGAUGUUUCAGUGUCUGCAUUUGAAUUCACAGAAAAUGUUUACAUGUAUGACACGGACGGCAUGUCGAGUUAUGUUACAUCAAAUGUGUUACGUAUCGACGUCAAAACACCAACGGCGCGAGUAACACCCGGUUGUAUUACGUUUGAACAAGACGUUAUAACGCCCGCCGCUGUAACUAUUUCUCCAAAGGACAUAGUUGACGACGAGGAUGCAUCUGAAUUUGCAUACCAUCGUUUUAUAUACGGAAAAGCAAGCGACAACUUCUGCUUGAUGGUCAAGCCAGUAAAAGACGUCACAUUUAAAUCAUACGACGUUUAUGUGGGGCUCAGUGAGUCUCCGUCCAUCAAAGUUUUUCAUUUGAAAGUUACGUUAGAUGUUGAAAACAAUUGGCAGACGUGCGUUGACUCCAGAGAUAUGACUGGACACACGGGAUCUGUCUAUUACGCUGUACAUGUACCUGGAGAAGUGAAGGAGAUCGACUAUAAUCUCACCUUGGUAACGUUGGGGUGCCUGACAUGGAACGAAAUGCAGACAAAAUGGGAAACAGACAAAUGUGAGACGGAAUGGAAACCGUCAGUAAAUAGAAUCGUUUGUAAUUGCAAAGAAGUUACGGAUCUUGUCUUUGCAAAUUCCUUUUUCGUCGCGCCCAAUACGAUAGACUUUGCGACAGUGUUUCUCAAAUUUUCUCCACUGAGCCAAGCUGCAGUACUAGGUGCUCUGUCAAGUCUACUGUUGAUAUACAUCGUGGCAGUGCUCUUUUUAAUCGGAUUGGAUAGGCGGGACCAGCUGAAGUGGGGUGUUACACCAUUACGAGACAACACUCUUGGAGACAGCAACUAUUAUCUGAUCAAGAUUAUGACAGGAAUGCGGCGGGGGGCAGGGACCACCUCCAGAAUUGCGUUUGUAUUGACCGGAGCCGAGGACGAUACUGGUCCGCGUGAAAUGUUCGAUGGAAUUAGAAAGGAGUUUAGCACUGGUAGCAUUAUGUCAUUCUUCAUGGCGACAAAGCAACAUUUGGGACCAUUAGAACAUCUUUACAUUUGGCACGAUAACCAGGGUGAUGGGGACGAAGCCUCGUGGUACCUCAACCAAGUUGUUGUCUACGACGUUGAAACUAAGACGGUGUACACCUUUGUUGCAGAGAAAUGGCUGUCGGUGGAAACGGAAGUAGAUACAAGUAUCUCCGUUACAGUACCUGAGACACCAGUGCAGUUUGAAAGCAGAUUUUUCUAUCAUGCACGGGACCGGCUGUCAGAAAGUCAUAUGUGGGUUUCCAUCCUAUACCGACCUCAAACAAGCACUUUCACAAGGAUUCAAAGGGCAUCGUGUGCUCUCGUGUACAUUUGUCUUACCAUGAUUGCUAACGCCAUGUAUUUUGACCCUGGCGAUGAGUACGAAAGCCCGCCUCUCGUUCAAGCUGGACCAUUUAGAUUCACAGCGCAACAGAUUUUCAUCUCAAUAGUGUGUGCCCUAAUAACAACCCCUCCAGUGAUGCUCCUCAUAUUUCUGUUCAAACGAACCAAGCGAAGACCUCCAGGAGCCGGAAUAUACUGCAGUUGUUGCUGCAGUGGAUCGUGUUGCCGAUCGUGCAGUGUUAGUUGCUGGCGAUUGUUUAGAACACCAGAGGAAGAGAAACAAAGGCUGUAUGAGCAAAUGUUGAAAACGAAAAUGCUUUGCGAGAAUGUGCCAGAAUUCUCUGGAUAUCACCUUCCCUGGUGGUGCAUAUAUUUUGCAUGGGCCUUGUUUUUAGCGGGUACAAUUGUCCCAGCGUUCUUUGUGUUGCUGUACAGUAUGCAGUGGGGAAAACAGAAGUCAGAAGAAUGGUUAACUUGUUUUUUGAUGUCCAUGUUUGAAUCAAUGCUGCUCGUGGAUCCAUUCAUGGUUGUGCUGAUCGCAUUUGUGUUAGCCUGUAUCUUUAAAACAUCGAGAGAGGACAAAACUAUCGACGUUAGUGUGAUGUGUGCAAACUACCGGAAGUCAAUAGGAGACACUCAAGAUAACGUAUCUUCAAGCAUCACCAUACUUAAACGCCUUACAGACGAAUACCGUUCCUAUGUGUCACUUCCUAGAAGCAUCACAAAACCAUUAAAGGGAGCCAACCUUGAACGAGUUGCAAAUAUCGUGAAAAAUAAACAAGAUUUAAUGGCGGUUUUCCAGGACAUUCUUCUCAAUAUGUUGUUUAUGUUCAUCAUUUUCUCAAUUGCAUUUAGCAAUCGGGAUGAUAGGUCUUACCAACUUCACGAAGAAACUAUCAACCAGUUUGUGACGCCAUGGAGAAAGCCACACUUAGCGAAGAUUAAAACCCAAGGAGACAUGUACACUUGGCUCAAUGUGUCUGUUAUACCAAGCUUAUUUCCGGAGUUCGAUAUAAACGGAAGUCCACUGCAAUGGUCCGACAAGAAAUUCAUUGCUGGUUACAAUACCAUGAGGCUUGGACCCCCCAGGCUGCGGCAGCUACGGGCAAAAAACGGCACAACAUGUAAUAUACCAUACAUCGGAAACGUACAAUGCUUUGAGGAGUACAGCAUUUUUACAGAAGAAGAGGAAGACUUUUGUAUUGGUUGGCAGAGUACGCCGUGUAACGAUAUUGAGAGUGCGUUCAAUGUUUCUGUUGAUUCCUGGAGCUUUACAUCAGCUGUCGACAUCUGGGGACUGCCUCUAUCCGGAUUCUACACAACGUACGGUGGAGGAGGAUAUAUCGCACAGUUUGACGUCGGUAGAGACGUUUCCAUCGAACUUGUAAACGAAAUGUUUCGAGCGUUAUGGGUCGAUCGACAGACGCGGGCAGUUUUCUUCGAAUUCACGCUAUACAGCCCUUCUACAAAUAUGUUUAUUUACAACGUAUUUCUGAUAGAGUUUCCACAAACUGGGGGAGCAUUCACAACCUACUGGGUGUAUCCGAUACGGGUGUAUACGCAUGUUGGCGCCAUUGGAACGUUUACCCUAUGCUGUGAAGUUAUUUUCGUCAUCUAUUUAGUCGUCCUUCUCGUUAAAUUGUGCAUACGUAUUUAUCAAAAACGAAUGGAAUUCUUUUCCGAGUUCUGGCAAGUUUAUGAGCUAGUCAUGUUUUCCCUAGGUGUCACAUCAAUUGCAAUAUUUGCUAUUCGGCUCGGGUUUACCAACAUGACAAUCAACAAAUACAAAGAAAACAUAAAAUAUUUCGUGAACUUCAGCCAUAUUGUUUUUUGGGAUCAAAUUCUUGUGGCCUGUUUGAGCAUUCUUGUGUUUAUGGCAACUCUUAGAUUUUUGGAGGUGUUUGCUACUUCAAAGAAAGUCAGUGCUUUGGUAAAUGUGUUUCGAGAAUGUGGUAAAGACUUGUUUUGGUAUGGAACGGCAUUUCUACAUAUGUUUCUAGGCUUUUCUUUCCUAGGUUACCUGCUGUUUGGAUCACGUCUGCUGUCGUAUAUGAGCGUCUUUAAGUGCUUAGGCACGCUGUUUAUUUCAAUAAUCGGGAAAAGCAAAUUUACUGAAAUCAAUGAAAUGCAGCCAUUGAUGGCUAAGAUAUUUUUCAUCUGUUACAUUUUAACAAUAGUAUUCUUUGCGUUAUCUAUAUUUCUGUCUAUUCUCGGUGCGAGCAUUGAUAGCUCUGUUCAAGAUGCAAAGGCAGAUUGUAAAGAAGAUUUAUUUGAGCUUCUAAUACGCAGAGUGAAAACAAUGUUUACAAAGCCAGAUGCCAGCAGGAAAUCGUCACCGAAUAUGCCAUCUCAGCGCUCAAGCGAUAAAAUCAAUCGAAUGUUGUCAUUGACGCCUCCUCCGUUCCAAAUGUUCCGUAUGGAGGACACACAGACCGGGUAUCAAGGGAGUAAUGCCAUGAUGAACAAGUUGCUAUCGCGAAAUAAUAUCGAAGAAAGGAUCAAGCGCCGGGAUAAAACCCGUAAAAAAUUAGUCAGGGGAAAAAAGGAGCCAGUUUCUUCGAGGUGAUUUCAUUCGUUGCAAUGAAUCGGAUAUUUGGAUCAUCGAGUUUUUUCAGACAUCACCUUAAAAAAAUACUUGAUUUUUUCAAAGAAAACAUUCGAAACUUGUUGAAUGUACUGUGUAUACACAUGUAUUUUCAUUACUAGACGUACUAUUUCUAUACUUUACUACAUGUUUAUGAAAGAGGAUUUGUAACAAAAUCAUUUGCCUCAAAACGUGGACGGUCUGCAUCAGUAUAAACGUUUUGGACAAGUUUGGACUGUUGUGAGCAUUUGACUAUAAACGGGUCACUACAGUCUAUUUCGCCGUCGGGUCGUGGAUCAACAUGUAUUUGUUAAGAUAUUCUGAAGCAUGUAGUAGAAAAGGGUAUCUUUACUGUUAAAACAUUUUUGCGUUUGGAUACAAAAGAAAUUUUAUUAUUUUUCAUGUGCUCUUUUGUCAAUAGUUUUUUAAUUGCUCAUGCUUAAUACCACGUUGUAGAUACCACGUGGUUUAAACAUCAUCUUAUUGUCUAUUUCGGACAUUUGGUUUAACCCGGACUGUAUCGAUUUGCGCUUAUUUCUUUUCACAAAAGCUCAGCAAUGUGACAAAGGUAGACGCAGAUUGACUGCAUAGAUAUUAGGUGUACGUAGGCACAUCAUGCAAUUGGUUUUGUAGCAUUUGUAUUUAAGAUAAUUAUAGGUAAAAAAAAAACAUUCGUCGCAAGAAAACUGUCUGAAAUGUAUAUCACUAUUAUGUCUUCUAUGACGUAGAAUCACUUGGUAUGUAUAGCGGAAAUGCGCUUUCAAAUAUUAUACAUAAACAAGAAACACAAUAUUAGGCUUUUUAACGUAUAGGUUUUGACUUUAUCAACCAGAUGUAAAGUGUGAAAGAACCACAAAAGAGGCAGGCGCGAUCGAGGGGUGAUAGCGAAGUUGGUUUAAGCUGCAUUAUUAUAAAAUGAAAAAAAAGCAGAAAGAACCUUUUUGAUUCACCACUCGAUACGUGUUAAUACAAAUCCCUCCAUAUUGUAUUGUUGACUCUAUAUAAGGAUUUAAAGGACUCUGAUUCAAAAAAUGAAACGUCAGUAAAUGUAAUCUUUAGUCCGCCAAGAUGAACGCAUAUAUUGUGACUCGGGGAUAGUCUAACAUAAGAAAUAGGUUACGCUCAGAAUCCUAUAUUUAUUUUCCAAUAACGUUGAUGUUAAGAUAAGUCUCGGGUCACCCUGUAUUGUAGUAUACA
Mya arenaria is the source of this 5954-nucleotide messenger RNA. RefSeq names its product polycystic kidney disease protein 1-like 2. The record is from RefSeq and is a predicted model, not a curated record. Gene Ontology annotation, cellular component: membrane. Lineage: Eukaryota; Metazoa; Mollusca; Bivalvia; Myida; Myidae. The transcript has 23 exons. Gene Ontology annotation, biological process: detection of mechanical stimulus. Gene Ontology annotation, molecular function: protein binding; calcium ion binding; calcium channel activity. The coding region runs from base 93 to 4739 and encodes 1548 amino acids.